Messenger RNA from Brienomyrus brachyistius, 1817 nucleotides. It is a transcript of the gene micu2, whose product is annotated as mitochondrial calcium uptake 2. Gene Ontology annotation, molecular function: calcium ion binding. The record is from RefSeq and is a predicted model, not a curated record. Gene Ontology annotation, biological process: calcium import into the mitochondrion; mitochondrial calcium ion homeostasis. Lineage: Eukaryota; Metazoa; Chordata; Actinopteri; Osteoglossiformes; Mormyridae. The transcript has 12 exons. Gene Ontology annotation, cellular component: uniplex complex. Bases 38 to 1297 code for a protein of 419 amino acids.
AGGGGGCGUUUACUCAAACUUUGUGAAGUAAGCAAAGAUGGCGAACUGGAGCAAACUUUUUGUGGCUUUUGGACGAUGUUUAAAUCGAUCCCGAACCAUUAAAAACUCAGCUUUCCUUCGCCACCCUUGUAUUGUCAGUUCUAUCAUUGUAGCAGGUGGUCUAGUUUAUCAGCACUUUGGACCUUUACUGAUGAGUAGGCCUUACAUCGUUCUUGCUGAUGAAUUAAAGACUGUGAGAGAAAGUGCCAACUCCGUGCAAUCUGCUCGAAGACUACGUUUCAGUCAGUUUUCUUCUGUAAUGUAUGAACAGGAACUCUACAUGACACCACGCGAUUUCCUAUUCUCUGUAAUGCUAGAUGAUGUUGACCGUAAGUUACAACAGAAAGUCCUUACCAAACAAGAAGUGGAUAAAAUGCUCACAAUUGCAUCGAAAGCUCAGGCAGGCAAAAGCCUUUUCAGAACCAUUGGAGAUAAUGGUUUGAUUUCUUACACAGAAUAUUUAUUCUUGCUGACAAUUCUCACAAAGCCACACACAGGAUUUCAUAUUGCUUUCAAAAUGCUUGAUGUUGAUGGCAAUGAACAUGUGGACAAGAAGGAAUUCCUUAAGCUUAAAAAUAUAAUUGGAAAGCGUGAAAAAGUUUCAAGGGUAGAAGCUGAGAAGCUGCCUAACGAUGAUGGAGAUGUGAAUACAACCCUGCAAGUGUUUUUCUUUGGGAAAGCUGGACGUCAAAAACUUCACUACAAGGAAUUUUGCAGAUUCAUGGAGGACUUGCAAGCCGAAGUGCAAGAGAUGGAGUUUUUGCAGUUUUCAAAGGGAAUGGAGACUAUGAGAAGGGAGGAUUUUGCUGAGUGGCUCCUGCACUACACAAAUGAGGAAGACAACAGAGCGUAUUGGGAGAAUGUUAGGAAGAAGAUUCCUGCUGGACAGAGUAUCACCUUUGAUGAAUUUAAGUCCUUUUGCCUGUUCACAAACAACCUGGAAGAUUUUGCCUUUUCUGUGAAAAUGAUCAGUGAAGCUAACCGUCCUAUUGGAAUAGCCCAGUUCAAAAGAGCUGUCAAAAUUGCAACUGGACACGAGCUUUCAGAAAAUGUGGUGGACACAGUUUUCAAGAUUUUCGAUCUAGAUGGUGAUAAUUGCCUCAGUCAUAAAGAAUUCCUGGGAGUAAUGAAUGACAGAAUUCUUCGUGGCUUAAAGGUAAAAGCUCAGCAUGGGAUUCCUGGUUACUGGCGGUGUGUGAAACAAGAGACACUGAAAGGUGCUCAGGAAGCCUUAAAGGAAACGGGGAGUCCCUUUUGAAGUCUAACAGCAUAGUGCUGCCUCAGCCAAUCAGUACCUCCCACACAGCUUCUGUUCAUCUGUACAGCACAGAUGCAGUAAUCGCUUUUGUGAGCAACUAUGAGGAUUCACAUUUAACAGAAAAACAUUCCUGUUUUUAAAAUAUUUUCAUGUCAUGCAAAGCAGCAACUUGCGCUGAUUGGUAUUCUACAUAAAAUGUAGAAGCAUUGAGAUUAAUACUGAUUUACAAAUUAGUAGAUACUACCGGUUAGAGCCGGAUAGAGCAUUUAACACAAUAUAACAUGAAACUUUGGUGUAAUUAAUGUUUCUGGUGUUUUUUAUAAAUUUGCUUAUGGUUUUGUACACAUUUCUUGAACAUUUUUUUCUCUCCUUUUUCACAAAUUGUGUUGGGAAGCUAAAGAUUAUUGCAUAUUUGUAUUUUUCAAGAGACAAGUAAUGCUCAGUGAUCAGUCUUUUUGCUGGUGUUAUAUCUAAUCUAAAAUUCUUCUAAAGGUUCAAAUAAAUCAAUUUUGUGACAUUA